CCCAACCUUCUUAACCCAUGGUUAAAUUAACUCAAUUUUUACGUACAAAUAUAUAUAUAUAUAUAUGUAUCUAUAUAUGGUAGAAAACAGAAUAGAAAUAAAGAAUAAAUAAAUCACACGUGUGGGGACUGCUGCAAAUUAGUCAGAAUAAAACCCACAAACACACACUCACACAGCAGAACACCCUGAAAGAGAGAAGAAGUCCGGACGGACCUCACCUCAUCCCAGAAGAAAAGAAAACCACCACAAUCCUCCAACUCCCCCCCCUUCUCUCACUCUCUCUCUCUGCCAUUUUUGUCUUUCUGUUUCAUUUUGUGUAAGUUUACAGCAGAAAAAAACAUCUCAAAAAGAGAAUCUGCAGUUCCCCUGUUUGAGUCUAACUAGUCCUUUUUUUUUACCACCUUCCUCUGCAAAUUUUGUCCCACCUUUUCUUUCUUCCUUCUUCUUCCUCUUCAGCACAUAUAAACAAAAUUUCAAACUCCCCAAGCUAGCCCACCAAAAAUUUGGAUUGAACUCGAAGAACUAAACAUCAAUCAGGGAUGCGGGGAAGAUUUAUAGAGCCAUUGGAUAAUACUGGGUUACAGAUCCCUUACCAUUUCCGUUGUCCGAUCUCGCUUGAGCUGAUGCGAGACCCUGUCACCGUUUGUACUGGUCAGACUUACGACCGUUCCAGCAUAGAAUCCUGGGUUGCCACCGGCAAUACUACUUGUCCGGUCACCCGGGUCCCCCUCACCGACUUCACCCUCAUUCCCAACCACACUCUCCGGCGGCUCAUCCAGGAGUGGUGCGUCGCGAACCGGUCGUUUGGGGUGGAGAGGAUUCCGACCCCCAAACAGCCGGCCGACCCGGGAGUUGUCCGGUCUUUGCUCAACCAGGCUUCUUCCAAUUCCAAUCACUUGAAUUCCAGGCUGUCCGCUCUGAAGCGACUCAGGGGACUCGCUCGUGAUUCCGACAAGAAUCGCGCCUUGAUUUCCUCUAUUGCCAGCGUGGCUGAGGUUUUCGUUCCGAUUGUGUUCUGCAACGGCGGCGGUUCGAUUUCCGAUGAGUUGAUUCACGAGGCGCUCGCCGUUUUAGCCAUGUUUCCCCUCUCCGAAGCCCAGUGCGUUUUUGUGGCUUCCGAUUCCGACCGGGUCGGUUAUCUGGUAUCUCUGCUUUCCCAUUCCUCGAUUGAUGUGAGGGUUAACGCCGCGGCGUUGAUUGAGAUGGUUGUGGCGGGAACCAGAUCACCGGAGCUCCGAUCACAGUUCAGCAAUGCCGACGGGAUAUUCGAAGGUAUCAUCGGGAUUCUCAAUUUCCCGUUGGCUUAUCCCAGAGCCUUGAAGGUUGGGGUUAAGGCUCUGUUCGCCUUGUGCCUAGUGAAGCAGCACCGCCACCGGGCGGUGGCCGCCGGGGCCGUUGACGCCUUGGUGGACAGGCUGGCGGAUUUCGAGAAGUGCGACGCGGAGAGGGCGCUGGCGACGGUGGAGCUCCUCUGCCGGAUAACGUCGGGAUGCCACGCGUUCGCGUCGCACGCGCUGACGGUGCCGCUCCUGGUGAAGAUCAUACUGAAGAUAUCGGACCGGGCGACCGAGUACGCCGCCGGGGCGUUGCUGUCGCUUUGCUCGGCGUACGAGCACGCGCAGCGUGAGGCGGUGGCCGCCGGGGUGUUGACCCAAUUGUUGUUACUGGUUCAGAGUGAUUGUACGGAUCGGGCCAAGAGAAAAGCCCAAAUGCUGCUGAAAUUGCUUCGUGAUUCCUGGCCUGGGGACUCCAUUGCAAAUUCCGACGAUUUCGCUUGUACUACCGACGUCGUUCCGUUUUGAUUAAAAACGAUUAUGCUUGUUAGUAGUACUAUUUUUUGCCAUAAAAAAAAAAAAAAAAAGAGUUGGUAGUAGUAGCAGUAGUGUUUAUUAGGAAAGAAAUUGUAAAAUUCUGGAAAGAAGAAAAAGGCGAAAAAAAAAGAAGGGAAAACCCCGGGGCAUGUUUGAAAUAUGAGGUUAUUAUUGGGUACAUAGAGGAUGUGUAUGUAAUUUUUUUUUCCAUUCCUCUGUAUGUAAGAAUUUUUGGCUGAAAUGUUGUUAUUCCUCAAGAAAAUGUCCAAUUUGUAUUUGUUAAUUUUUUUUAGAUAUAUAACACUCCGGGUGUCUAAAGUCGUUGUUUCGACUAAUUCGGAUUCGAGUCGAAUAAAUCUUUUUCGAGAGUCAAAUCUCUCCCAACAAGUAGUAUUGCUUGAAAUGUUAGUUGUAGUGCGAAAUCACCAUUCCAGUAAUCUGAAUAGAGCAGAAUGAGUAUCGUUUGAUUUCACUGAGUUGUUUAAAGUUGUACAUUAGGAUAUUGGAGAAAGUUCGUUUUAGAAAGAGUCAGUUGAGAAAGGGAGACUCAAGAAAUUGUCCCAAAGUGAUAAUAUGGUAGGAAGCAAGAUGGGCAGGAGGAAUUGGAUGACAAUGACCAGAGCAUCUCCUAAUGGCC
This is a messenger RNA of Oldenlandia corymbosa var. corymbosa, 2448 nucleotides long. NCBI's taxonomy places the organism in Eukaryota, Viridiplantae, Streptophyta, Magnoliopsida, Gentianales, Rubiaceae. The record is from the annotation of a GenBank genome assembly.